This is a messenger RNA of Saccharomycopsis crataegensis, 1341 nucleotides long. RefSeq names its product lipase family protein. The transcript has a single exon. The record is from RefSeq and is a predicted model, not a curated record. The coding region runs from base 1 to 1341 and encodes 446 amino acids. NCBI's taxonomy places the organism in Eukaryota, Fungi, Ascomycota, Saccharomycetes, Ascoideales, Saccharomycopsidaceae. Gene Ontology annotation, biological process: lipid metabolic process.
AUGCAAUUUAUAUCAACACUCCUCCUCCUCCUCCUUCUUCUUCUCUAUUAUUUUCUUCCGAUUUUUGCAAUUAAUCGUCCUGAAUCACCGACCAUCGCCAAUGCUUUGUACCUUGAUCUUUUAGACUCCGUGAAAUACGAGAAAAUCAGCACUUGCAUCAAAUAUAGCAGGCUCUACCACAACAAUAACAAUUAUCAGUUAGAACCAGAGACCAUCAGAGAACGAUGUUUGGAGACCGCUGAUGAUAAUGAUGAUGAUGAUGAUGAUGAUGAUGAUGAUGAUUAUUAUUCAUAUUGUGAUGGGUUGAGGUAUAUAAAGAUCCUAAGCCAUGCCGAUACCCGGUUCACCAACUCGGGGUAUAUUGCCAUCGACGAUAUUUCUAAAAGAAUUGUAUUGGUGUUUAAAGGAUCCAAGACCUGGAUUGAUUGGCUAGUGGAUUUGAGUUUUUUCCUCGUGGAGUAUCGUCCUAAUUUAGAAUCAUUAGUGACUUUUGAUCAACGGUACCGUCGGUUUUGUGGUGGCGGUGGCGGUAAAGCUGAAGCUGAAGGUGACAACGCAGUAAAGUGCCAAGUCCAUAAAGGUUUCCAACGUGCCAUGGGGUCGUUGUUUCCCAGCCAUUAUCAAACAAUAUUGGGAUUAUCCCACCAAUAUCCAGAUUAUGAAUUGUGGAUUUGUGGCCAUUCUUUAGGAGGGGCCAUGGCGAUUUUUGCAGGAAUCGAGUAUAAAUUGUUGGGAUUAAAUCCCGUGGUGCUUACUGCAGGAAGUCCCAAAGUUGGCAAUUACCACAUGUCGUUAUUCAUUGAUAAUUUGUUUAAUUCUCAACGGUUGUAUAAUACAGUGUUAUCAGGAGACAACGAAAAAUAUGAAACGUUCAAACGGCAAAAUGGAGCGUUUCUAAGAAUCAGGCAUCUUGGAGAUGUGGUGCCUAAAUUACCACCCGAUAAAAUCUUUUAUCGACAUACCGGGGUGGAAUUGUGUAUCAUGAAAAAAACUUUACCUCAAGCUCUUGAAGAUGUGAAGAUUAUAGAAAGAAAUUUUACUUUAUAUGAUGAUGAUGAUGAUGAUGAUGAUGAUGAUGAUGAUGAUGAUGAUGAUGAAUGGAGUGAUGAGGAUCAUGAUGUUAAUGAUGAUGUUGAUGAUGUUGAUGAUGUUGAUGAUGUUGAUGAUGAUGAUGACGAUGAUUCAGAAUUUUAUAACGAUGAUAUUACCAAUGGAACAGAAAUUAUAAAAGAUUUAGUUGAUUGGUCAAAAGUUAAUAAUUCCGCAAUACAACGGUUUCCUCUGCUUAAAAGAAGAGCACAUUCCGAUUAUUUUUUUAUAAUCACCAAUUGUCAAAAAUAA